Angiostrongylus costaricensis is the source of this 270-nucleotide messenger RNA. The record is from the annotation of a GenBank genome assembly. NCBI's taxonomy places the organism in Eukaryota, Metazoa, Nematoda, Chromadorea, Rhabditida, Metastrongylidae.
AUGUUGCGCAAGGAAGUGGAACAAAUGAAGUUUCGUUAUGGAAUUGAAAAAGAAUCGCAGUUGAAGUCUCAGAGAACUGAAGAAAAACUGAUGACGACUAAAACAACUGGUUGUGAAAAAGGCCUUGGUACUAAAGGCAGCGUCAUCGCUUUCCUGGAAAGGAAAUCACGUCAAGCCAGCGAACAACGCACGCAUUACUGGCCUGAAGCGGAAGAUCUUGUAGCAUGGGCUGCCGUCGUGGAAAAGAAUGCGGGCAUUGCGAAGUCGUAA